Molecule: messenger RNA, 2453 nt
Organism: Ctenopharyngodon idella (grass carp)
Lineage: Eukaryota; Metazoa; Chordata; Actinopteri; Cypriniformes; Xenocyprididae
Gene: tmem127
Product: transmembrane protein 127
Exons: 4
Coding region: 401-1114 (237 amino acids)
Biological process (GO): negative regulation of cell population proliferation; negative regulation of TOR signaling
Cellular component (GO): membrane
Source: RefSeq, a predicted model, not a curated record
AAUCUGAAGCAAGAGAGUCUCCGUCUGAUGGAGGAAGCGGACGGACUAUUGUUUAUGUUUUUCACUGGAAAUCAAGAAUAAAACACACGAAAAUGUCUUCGAUGUAGCGGCGAUCAGCGGGAUCAUUCGAAACUAAACAUAUUACAAUUUGGUUUUAAUAAGUUGUUUUAUAUUUUGGUGGGAUUUGAGAGGGUUUUAAAGGGUUUUGUGUGUGUUGUGAAGGUGUAAGGCCAGUUCAUGUCACAAAUGAUCAAAUCUGAUUGAAAAACCGACAGAGGAGCUUCAGUCACAGCAAACAGCUGUAGUGCCGGUGGAGGUCAAACCCCAGAGCUGUCCACUCUCACUCCGGUGUAUUUGAGUUUUUCUGUUUUGAUCUAGGCUUUUCAGUAGGUUUAAUACCAUGUACGCACCCCCGGGAACUGCUCUGCCUGGCAACCGGAGGAGGAGAGGUGGUACAGCUCUACCCAAACAGCCAGAGAGGAGUCUGGCGUCGGCACUGCCCGGCGCGCUCUCCAUCACGGCGCUCUGUACGGCCCUGGCAGAACCGGCCUGGCUCCGCGUCCACGGAGGAACCUGCCCCAGACAGGAGCUUGGUGUCGCAGAUGUCCUGGGAUAUAUAGAUGACAAACUCAUUGAGGAUUACUGUAUUAACUCUCAGUCCAUUCUGCUUUUGCGGGUCAUCGCUGCUUUCUGUUUUCUGGGCAUUCUGUGCAGCCUGACGGCAUUUCUGCUGGAUGUCUUUGGACCCAAACACCCAGCCCUCAAGAUCACACGCAGAUAUGCUUUCGCUCACAUCCUCACAGUGCUCCAGUGCGCUACAGUGAUUGGCUUCUGCUACUGGGCCUCGGAACUGAUUCUGUCCCUGCAGCAGCAGCACAAGAAGUACCACGGCUCGCUCAUCUACGUCACUUUUGCCAUCAGCUUCUACCUGGUGGCUGGUGCAGGCGGAGCCUCUAUUUUAGCCACAGCGGCCAACCUGCUCCGUCAUUACCCCACUGAGGAGGAGGAGCAAGCCCUGGAGCUCCUCUCAGAGAUGGAGGAGAGCAGUGAAACAUACCCAGUUGAUUACGACAUUACCAACCAAUUCCAGCCUCCACCGGCCUACACACCCUGAUCGCCAUUACCCUGUGUGUUCAGUGCCCAACGCCACUCCUGUCUUCAUGUGCCGCCUUUGGCCUUCAGACAAAGAAAUGAUGCUCAGAUUUUAGGUGCCCCAUCAAAAAUGAAUAUAUAUAUAUAUAUAUAUAUAUAUAUAUAUAUACAUGUGUAUAUAUAUAUAUAUAUAUAUAUAUAUAUAUUCAGUAUCCCAUAUCCAUGCACACAUUUAAAUGAGCGUUUUACUUCAGCAGACAGAGCUUGCGUGCAUGGAAGAAAUCAAAGAGAGUAAUUAUGGCAUUGCUUGUAGGAUUCCAUUUGAAUUCAUCUUGCAGUAGUUUGCAUGUAUCUGGCAGUAAAUUCCCACACAGAUCUAUAAAUUUUUUUGGCACGCAUUUAUUAUUGAUUAAAGACUUGAAGGAUGCAAAGCAUCUCGGCGUCAUGCUUGUUGAAGAUGCAUUUACUGGCAGCCUCUUUGGCAAAUUAAACUAAGGGGAAUUAGUAUAAUCAAAAAAAAUUUUUUUUUGCUUCACAGGUUUAUAAUUUUUGCCAUUUUCUUCACAGGUUUAUCAUGUUUUCCAAAUAUUGAGCUGCACUUUUGACUUUUGUUCCUGUUUUUCAAGUGGUCAUUUGUAGACACUUUACUUUGUUAAAAAAAUGAUAAUUUUUUAAAUCAUGCUAUGUAUCAAUGUAUACUUUUAUUUAUUUGAAAUUAUCAGUAGCCCACAGAUGCUGCCGUAUCUGCACACUUCUGGAUUCACCCCAUCACAUUUUUAAAAAUAAUUUCAUUAGGCUUUUUAAUCAGUUAUUUUAAUGUUACUUUAACACAUAUAUAGCUGCAAAUACCCAAGAUGGAUAGAAAAAUUAUUUAUUAUUUAUUAUCUGGUUGAAAUAGACAUUCAAAGAAGCUGGAAAGCAAAUAUUUUAUGUACCUGUAAUUUGGAGGCGUUCAGGUUUGCCAACAUCACAUCGUGAGUUUGUUCUGUAUUAAUUGGAUUUUAUUUUUUUUUUUUUUUUUAGUGAAAUUGUGUUUGAUGUGUUUUGAUAGUAAUAGUGUGAGGAUGUUCUGAUGAAAGAGUCUUAACACAUUUGAUCAUGAUUGUAUCCACAAUUUACUUGUCUAGCAUUUGCUCUGGUCUGAUUAUUUUUGAUAAAAUCACUGCAUGACAUUUGAUACUGCACUUGUGUUGCAUAAAUGGACUGUACUUGUUCAGAUUUCACUUUUACAUGCAGGUUUUUUUUUUAGUAAUAUGGUGGUUUUGUGUUCUAGAUUAUUUCACAUUUCCUUUCUGUGUUUCAUUUAAAAAUACGUUUACUUAAAUACAUGGAAAAUAAAGAAAAAAAUGGAGUCAAAAUAA